GGAACGCCUUGUCAAAUUUGUAAAAGCGAAAAGUUUGUGUAAACCCGUGUUGGAUCGGCCAUGCAUUCUAUUUUAUGUCGAAAUCUCCAAGCCGUUUGCCGUAGAAGUAUAAGCAUGAGUAGCACAGGGGCUGUUAGUCGAAGCCUGGAUGGUAAAGUGGCCAUUGUGACGGCCUCUACUGAUGGAAUCGGCCUGGCCAUAGCACAGCAACUUGGUAAAGAUGGGGCUAAGGUUGUCGUUAGCAGCCGUAAACAAGAUAAUGUCAUCAAAGCUGCAAAUUUCCUGGAAAAUGCGGGUAUUGACGUAAUGGGUGUCAUGUGCCAUGUUGGGAAACCAGAGCAUCGGCAAAACCUGAUAAAUAGGACUAUAAAUCACUUUGGUGGCAUUGAUAUAUUAGUGUCAAAUGCAGCAACCAACCCAGUCUUUGGGCCUUUAUUACAGACUACUGAAGAUGCAUGGGAUAAGAUAUUUGAAGUAAAUGUCAAAGCAAGUUUUCUCCUCAGUAAAGAUGUGAUUCCACACAUGGAAAAAAGGGGUGGUGGGAACAUAGUGUAUAUAUCUUCUAUAGGUGGAUAUCAACCAUUACAGGGACUUGGUGCAUACUCUAUAAGCAAGACCACACUGCUUGGUCUGACCAAGGCGCUAGCGGAUGAGUGUGCUGAUAUCGGAAUUAGGGUCAACUGCGUGGCACCAGGGGUCAUUAAAACAAGAUUCAGUGCAGCGCUCUGGAAAAAUGAGGCAAUGCAUCAAAAAGUUAAAGAAAGAAUCCCCAUGAAACGGCUAGGUACAUCAGAGGAAAUUGGAGGAGCAGUGUCCUUCCUCUGUUCAGAUCAAGCUUCAUACAUCACAGGAGAAACAAUAGUGAUUGGUGGCGGCAUGACUGCAAGGCUUUGAGGAAUAGUGCAGGGUUAUGGAUUCAGUGAAACCUCGAUUUUAUAUUGCCUCAGGGGAAUAGAUGUAUUUUUUAAUCAGUGCGAUGAGUUUAAUCAGGUUGGUGUGUGCAACCUGAACAGAGUUUUAGGAAAGUCAUUUAUCAUAAGAAAGUCAUAGUUUGGGCCGACAACAUGAACUCCAUUUCUAAGAGCAUUCUGUCAUGCUCUGACAUGCUAUCGAGCAUUUCUUUGCCUCAGUGGUUGGAUAGUGAGGCUCAUACCAACUAGCAAAUUGUAUAUUUCUCACAUCAUAUUGAUGGAACUAGAUAACUUCUGAAAAUGACAGUGUAUCCAAAAUAAUAUUUUAGAAAGAAGAACAAAGAAUCAAUGACAUCUUUAAGAUCGGGAUAAAAUCGAAGUUUCACUAUAGCUCUAUAUGUAAAAGAAGAAGAUGUAUUCAGAAUUGUGUGGGCCAAACGUUUUUUUUCUCUAGGUCACUUUACAAUUGUAGGAACCAGGAAUAUUAUAAUGGGUCAAACUUUUCUUACUCUUAGAAUUACUCUAGAAGGUGCAUGCCCACAUUCUUAAGAAUUCUUUUAGAGUAUAAUACAUAUUAUCAUUUCUUGUAAUCCUAUGUGAAUAGCUAGAAGAGGCUAAGAUACAAUAUCUUCCACCCUGUCGAUAACAGGCCCAUAACCAGGAGAUCCAUUCUCAAAUAUUCAGGAUGCCAUUUACAUUUUUCUUAGGUAUCUAUUUUUUCAUCGAGGGGUUCAUUUUCAGUGCACAUACAGAUAGGUUUGAGCUGAGAAUAGGUUAUUAUGUGAAGAAAUCCAUGUAUCCCCUUUAUCUUUUUUAAAAGUUAUUUGCUCUUGAUCCCUCUCUCCCAUACUGGAACUUCUGGACAUGCCCCUGGAAAAGACCUCCCAGGCCCUAGCUAUGGGUUUGUAUACAAUAUGCUUUUUAUAACAGAAGCCAUCAAUUUUAUCUUUUUUUUAUAAAAGAAAGUUGUCAGUAUUGUGAUAGGGGUUAUUAGUGGACACCAG
Molecule: messenger RNA, 1915 nt
Organism: Nematostella vectensis (starlet sea anemone)
Lineage: Eukaryota; Metazoa; Cnidaria; Anthozoa; Actiniaria; Edwardsiidae
Product: dehydrogenase/reductase SDR family member 4
Exons: 9
Coding region: 61-894 (277 amino acids)
Molecular function (GO): carbonyl reductase (NADPH) activity
Source: RefSeq, a predicted model, not a curated record